AUGGAGGAGUCCUCGCCAGCUUCUUCGCCGGCCCCACGUCGACCGCGCCAGCAAUCACUUGACUCCUCCAUCUCUUCGUCUUCUUCAUCACCGCAUUCCCCGAUGGAGCAGUACGGCAUGGGCUUGGGCGGCGGGGCGCUCAGCUACAAGCGGUUCGAGGUCGGCCCGGGCUUCCUGGCGAGACGCAAGAAGUACAAGACGACGGAGACGACGAAGCGGAUCGAUCUGCGGCAUGAGACCGAAAGCGAGGUGGUGUGGUGCACGCUGUUCCUUCGCCGCUUUGGAUCAGAUUUCUGGGGCGAAGCCACGAUCGGUCCACAUCCAUACACCUCCGUGCCAGAGCGGGCCAACGCAUGGCUGGAGCAUCCCAUCAGCGACCUGUUCGCCCGCUUCUCGCUCCGUUCCGAACGCGAGAGCGAGGGCGAAAACGGCGAGAGCGAUGACGAGGACGAGGACGGCAUCGGCCACGCGGCGGCCUUGCGGGAGUUUGUCAGGUCGCAUGCCACCCGCGACGGCUACGGUGGCUGGAAGCAGGCCUACCGCCGCAUGCACGAAAUGGUGACCGAAUGGCGCAAGCCCGUAGACUCAGCAUUCAUCCUGGCAGGCCUUCCCUCAUUCUCCACUCUCUCCGCCAUCGCCAAUAUCAUCAAGGAAGAGGCGCUUAAGAGUUUCUCCUCGUUUGCCUCGUCAUACGCACCGGUACCGUCCGACGCCGACAUUCACCUUGAAGCCGAUAUCGUCAGCCCCGGGGGCAAGUGUAGGGUGAUCCGUGUGGCCUUUUGUAGCGCCAACGAGUGGGGCUCGCCCGUGCAGCGCCUUGCCAACAUCUGCGUCAUUCGCAGGCCCAGGAACUGGUACCGGGCCAAGGGCAAGGCCAUGUUCUGCGGCCUGACGAUCGAGGAAGGUUGGGGGCACACUCUCAAGCUCAUCUACGUGGUGAACGGCCAGCAAAUGGAGCGCAGCGAUACCUACCAGGAACGGGUGUACAGAGAGCUGCACGGGGUGCUGGGUGAAGGCAAGGGGCAGUUUGAGAAAGGUCUGGCGGUGGCUCUCUUCCUGGUCAACGCCUCGAGCACCGAAACCGCCAUCCAACGCCUCAAGGUACCCCGUAACGCAACUCCUCCUUUUGGUGAUGAUGACGACGACGACGACGUUGGUGGUGAUGAUGACGAAGAUGGUGAAGGCGGUGGUGGUGAGAUGCGCUGGUAUGUGGGCCAGUACACACUGUGGAGGCAGGAGAAGGUGGCCCGUGCCUUCGUGUGGCUCGCCAAGCAGCCAAGUUCGCGCCCGCACUGGGACGCCGAACAGCUCGUCCUCUGCGCCCUCUCCGCCGAUCCCUGA
Acanthamoeba castellanii str. Neff is the source of this 1341-nucleotide messenger RNA. RefSeq lists its product as uncharacterized. The record is from RefSeq and is a predicted model, not a curated record. Bases 1 to 1341 code for a protein of 446 amino acids. NCBI's taxonomy places the organism in Eukaryota, Discosea, Longamoebia, Acanthamoebidae. The transcript has 9 exons.